This is a messenger RNA of Grosmannia clavigera kw1407, 948 nucleotides long. RefSeq names its product alcohol dehydrogenase. The coding region runs from base 1 to 948 and encodes 315 amino acids. The transcript is spliced from 3 exons. Gene Ontology annotation, molecular function: oxidoreductase activity. Lineage: Eukaryota; Fungi; Ascomycota; Sordariomycetes; Ophiostomatales; Ophiostomataceae. The record is from RefSeq and is a predicted model, not a curated record.
AUGUCCAUGGGACUUGUUGGCCAAGACGAGGACGACGAUGACGUCCGCAAGAUCGUCCACGCCGUGGCUUUGACCAUCGGCGAACUGGGCUGGCUCGGACCAGCUGCAGCAGUGCCCCCAAUCCCCGGCUACGAGAUGUCCGGCACCGUAGUCGAAGCGCCCAAGACGUCACCCUUCCAGCCAGGCACCGAAGUCUACGCCUGCACCAGCUUUGCUCGCCAGGGAAACGCGCGCGAGUUCACCAUCGCCUUGACAGAGGAACUGGGCCAAAGGCCGGAGAACCUCUCCUGGGAGGAGGGCGGCCACGGUGCCCUUAUCGGCUCUAACGGCCUGGCAGGCUCUCUUCCUACUACUGCUCCUCCCUCCAUACCGCCGCAAGCUUCAUCGACAUGGCACCAACCGCAGCGUUCGCUGAGCAUUACAGGCUGUGGCGCCAAUGCUACCAAGCGCGUGCUCAUCACCGCUGCGGCCGGUGGUGUCGGCCUCUGGGCCGUCCAGCUGGCCCGGCUGGCUGGUGUCGGUCACAUCACGGCCACUUGCGGGGAGGGAAACGUGGGCUUUGUCCGCAGCCUGGGGGCCCACCGCGUGGUGGACUAUGCGGCAAACAGAAACAACAGCAGAGACAAGUACGACCUUGUGCUUGACUGCGUCGGCGGCGAUGUCCUGCGCUAUGCCUGGACUCGUGCACGCCACGGCGGCAUCGUCAUCAGCGUGGCGGCUCCAGCCGACCAGUUCAGGCCCGAAUCGGGCGUCGGGAUGGAUGUUCGCAGUGCUUGGUUCAAUGUCGAGGCCAACAGCCGACAGUUGCAGGCCAUCACGGAUCUGAUCGAAGCAGAGAUGGCUAGGGCCGCCUUCGACUCUGCUUUCCCGUUGGCUCAGCACGAGGAGGCCUUUGGAAAUGCCUAUAGUGGACAUCUACGCGGCAAAGUGGUCUUGCGAUUGGCAUGA